Messenger RNA from Meyerozyma guilliermondii ATCC 6260, 1407 nucleotides. It is a transcript of the gene ISC1, whose product is annotated as inositol phosphosphingolipid phospholipase. The transcript has a single exon. Gene Ontology annotation, cellular component: cytoplasm. The record is from RefSeq and is a predicted model, not a curated record. Gene Ontology annotation, molecular function: sphingomyelin phosphodiesterase activity. Lineage: Eukaryota; Fungi; Ascomycota; Pichiomycetes; Serinales; Debaryomycetaceae. The coding region runs from base 1 to 1407 and encodes 468 amino acids.
AUGGAUAAAGUACAAGCUGCCGAUGAAGUUCGGGAGUUGGAAUUACAGGAAAGUGUUCACACAAACAGCGCCAAUAUAAGACUUCUUACUUAUAACACUUGGGGUUUAAAAUACGUUUCCAAAUAUCGAAGAUUUCGUCUUUGUGCCAUAGCCGAUCGGCUUGCAAAUGCCGUCCCUGGGUCCCAGGAUGACUAUGACAUAGUAGCGUUGCAGGAGGUGUGGUGUAGUGAAGACUGGGAAUAUCUCAGCAGCCGCUGUGAAAAUUUGUACCCAUAUCGACGCAAUUUUAAUUCAGGAAUAAUCACCGGUCCUGGUCUUUGUAUACUCUCCAAAGUCCCCAUCAAGGAGACGUUUCUAUAUCGAUUUCCAAUCAACGGGAGACCGUCAGCGUUCUUCCGAGGCGACUGGAUGGUGGGAAAAAGCAUAAGUGUGACUUUACUCCAACCUCAUACAAAAGGUGCACUUCCUAUAGCCCUACUAAACUCCCACAUGCAUGCCCCCUAUGCCCUCACGGGUGAUGCUGCUUAUAGCUGCCACAGAGCAUGCCAGGCGUGGGACUUUACAAAGUUGGUUCGUAUGCUCAAACGGGCAGGAUACGCUGUGGUUCAGGUUGGAGAUCUCAACUCCAGACCUGGUUCUUUGCCUUAUAAACUAUUUACCGUAGAGGGAGGCUUGGAAGACUCUUGGGAUGUGCUAGGCAGUGUUUCUGGCAAGAAAGCUGAGGAUGUGGCACCUCCUGUGGAUGUCAAUGUUGGUCCUAUGGCAUCUGCAACUCCGGCGAUCGGGCCCGCUGGUAUUACUCCCAUAGCAGAAAUGUCUCCAGAGGACCAAAUUCUCAUUGGUGGAGUGACUUGUAACUCCACAUUGAACACCUGGCGUGCAAACCGACGUCUCUCUGAAGCAUGUCGUUUGGACUAUGCUCUUAUUGAUAAGGCUACGGUUCUUCCUAUUAACGCCGCAGUUCGGUUCACAGAAGUAUCUGAAUCUCCAUACAAUUGCUCGCUUUCUGACCACUUUGCAUACUCUGUGGAAUUGCAAAUUGCAAAUGAAUCCCGCCGCAUCAAAGAACACCGUCCUUCUGAGCGCAUUGAAGUCUAUCAGGAACUCAAACGGGAAAUUGAAAUCUACUUGAACCACACCAUUCCUUUCCAAGCACAAUGGAGAAAAUGGCACUUUAUUGGUUCUUUUGUUCUAAUCAUUAUUAUACACAUUGGCAUGACAUGGGCUGCUCAGCGAAGUGCCUGGAGUACUAUUCUUCUCCUGUUGGCAAGCACAAUAAUAGGCAUAACUGGUGUGGUGAACGGGCUCAUUUGGUUCUUGGGGGUGCGGUCAGAGAAGAGGGCACUAUUGGAGGUGAAGAGUGAGGUGGAGGACAUGAUUUACGGAUCGAAAGAGCACCCCAAUUAG